UGAUAUUUUAGUAUCUUAUGAACCAUUAAUGGAACAUUUACUCCAGUGCACCAAGACGAUUGAAGAAACAAAUCAAGAGAACCUUGAUGAUUUACUGCGAAACGUACCAAGAUUAUCUACAGGUAAUGCUGAUUUUUAAAUAGACAAAUUUUUGUAAUGCAUACCUGAACUUACAAAGUUCUUUGCAACUUAUGUUAUUAAUUAUUGUUUACAGAUGAUACGCUUGGAGAAGGAGACACUGAGAGGCCAAUCGAAGAACUCGUUCCAGUAGAGAAUGAAUUGUCUAGUAUUGCUGUCAACAAUAAUUCAACGAUUAUUGAUGAUGAUGGCAUUUCAACUAUUAUUGUUGACAACAACAAUAAAACUAUUAUUGCUGACGACGACAAUUCAACUAGUAUUGCUCAUCAUGAAAAGACUUCAACUAGUAUUGUUAAUGAUAACAAUUUCAUCACCGCUGAAAAUCCAAAUCAAGAAAAAACUAUUGGGGAUAAUUCUGCAAUGCUAAUGUCCAGCAACCUAAUGGAAGUUAUUCAAAACAUUGUAAAAAAGGAAAUGGAUAGUAAGUUUAUAUAGAAAUUUUAAAUUAUUACUUUACAAUUGCAGACGCAGUCCAAUGCAUAAAAAGUCACACCGAUCAGCAAUUCAAGGAACUAGGAACUAUAGUCACAAAUAUAGGUAAAGAUUUAGAUCAAGGUAAAGUGCUGCUAACGGAAAGAAGGCCAUUAAUGGAGCAAGAAAAUAUCAUGUCGUAUCAUACAUUUAAGGAGACCUAUUCGCAGUAUAAAUUCCCUUUACAAUCCAUAGCUGAAUUUACAGAUUUCAACAACGACAUAAAAGAAAAUUCUGAUUUGAAACAGGAUUUAAAAAAAGUUCUCUAUUCCAACAUCAAUACUGAAAACAGUAUUAAAGUCAAUUUGACUACAAUCCUUAAGAACUUUGCAUCCGGUGCACUCAUUACACAGCAUACGGCUCAGAAAGAAGUGCAGAAAAAACCUGUUUUGAGCUCAACUAUGUUAUUCAAAUGCAUAGAAGGUGCAAUAUUGGAAUGUUAUAAAGAGGCGUUCAAGUUACAAAAUAAGGUUUUUAAUGCUGAUGCUAACUUGGUUCCAAAGGCAUUGGGUGCAGUAAUAAAUUGUGCUGCUGAUUGGGAUGGAAAAAGUCAAAAACGUACCAAGAGGAGCAGAAGAGACUCUCAUUCUGAUGAUUUAGAAGAAUAAUAAUGUAUUUAAAAUAAAUAAGAAAUUGGAAAAUUAAAUAAUUCGUUUCAAAAUAAAAAUUCAUUUUUAAAGUCACAUCCAGCAAUUUGGGUCGGAUUAAAUGACUUCAGGCUAUUGGAUCCGGCACUGCUAAGGGCCGGAAAUAUCUGCCAAAAAGCUUAAAAAAUUAUUAAAUUAAGGCCCGGAUACGGUCCUGAUCCGGGCAUUAGAAAAUCAGCUUGAUUCAGAUGCCUUAUAAGGACCUGUGUAAUUGCCGUAUUACACAUAUUAUAAGGUCCUUGUCA
This is a messenger RNA of Nasonia vitripennis (jewel wasp), 1501 nucleotides long. RefSeq lists its product as uncharacterized. The record is from RefSeq and is a predicted model, not a curated record. Lineage: Eukaryota; Metazoa; Arthropoda; Insecta; Hymenoptera; Pteromalidae. Bases 726 to 1217 code for a protein of 163 amino acids. The transcript has 3 exons.